Messenger RNA from Linum trigynum, 777 nucleotides. The record is from the annotation of a GenBank genome assembly. Lineage: Eukaryota; Viridiplantae; Streptophyta; Magnoliopsida; Malpighiales; Linaceae.
AUGGUGCUAAACAAUGCCCAACUUCAUCCUGCCGUUACCUUCUCCAACAAGGUAUUCAUAAAAGACAAGGAAUACUCUAGAUAUGUGUGUUGCUUCCGCAAUUGUGCAAUCUAUACAUCCUUCACCAUCCAACCCUCUGCCUUUUCACGAUAUGACAUGGAUAUCUCUUGCUUGAUUCGCAACCUUGGUUGGCAAUCUCUGUUCGAAGAUCAGCGUUUUACGUACUUUCCGGAGGCUGUGAGAUUGUUCUAUGUCAAUCUCAAGCGUGGGUCAGGACCAGAUCUCUAUUCCUUCAAAAAAACUAUUGGGAACUUUGAGAUUAUGGUCACUGCAGAUCUGCUUGCCAUUGAACUUGGGUCCCACAUGACAGCCUCAGGGCAGGUAAUGAUGGACAAUUUCGUGACCAUGAUUUCGAUUACUGCCAUGUCCUGGAUGAUAUUGCUCACGAUAUUGGUCGUUAUUUUCCAAAUCUGCACGCUGCUGGCCGUCUCCCUGAUGAACUGCGCGUUCUUCACUUCUUCAUCACCCUCAUUCUCCUUCCUAGAUCCCUCUCGAGUGCGACCUUGCUUCAUACCUCCGAUCUCUGGAUCCUUCAUCAUGCCCAUUCAGGACAAUGCAUCAGCUAUGCAUCACUGGUAUUCUGCCACCUGGUCCAGUAUGGAGAUGACAACAACGAUGGGUGGUUGCCUGUGGCACCUCUUAUCACUCAGCUGCUCCGAAAAUUGGGCAUUGAUCUUCGCGAUAAGGUCACUCUCUGCAAUGUUCAUGAUGAUCUGA